GGCUGGGUGGGCCCUCUACAGUUUCCCAAAUCAAGGAUUCCAGAAGAAUCCACCAUCCUCAUAUUAUUUUUUUUCUGAAACAAAAAAAAAACAAAAAAUUUACUAGUACGGUGUGUAAUAAGUUGGGGUUUAUUAACAGUUGGCAUUUGGUUGAACCUGAGGGGAGUAAAGGAUGUCUUCUUGUUAUGUGGGAUCAGUCAGUUGAAGUUAGGAGAAUGGUCAGUAAUGGGUUUUGCAUUCAAAUGGAAGUGAGAGGAAUGGGUUUGUCUGACUGGUGUUGGUUGAUCUUUGUGUACAUGAGUUCUGAGAGGAGCAGUAGGGUCAGACAGUGGGAAUUUUUGCUGGAGAAGAAGAGUGAUUGGGGGAAUUGUUGGGCUAUUGCAGGGGAUUGGAACCACAUUUUUUCUAAUGAGGAAAAAAAGGGUGGGAGAGUCAGAGCUGAGGCUAGCUUUUUACCAUUCAGGGAUUUCAUUAUGGGAAUGGAUAUGUAUGAGCAAAUUCAGAAAGGUGCAUUUUUCACAUGGGGGAACAACAGAAGGGGGAAUGGAUAUGUAGAGGAAAGAUUGGAUAAAGUUUUUACUUCCCAUGAGUGGCUGCAGAGAUUCCCUAAGAUGGAGGUGUCUAACUUUUACAGGUGUGCUUCUGAUCACAAUGUUAUACUAUAUGAUACUGAAGUGGAGCAGAGACCUGCAAGGAAGAGAUUCAUAUUUGAUAAGAACUGGGUGAAAUUGGAGGGUAUUGAGGAGGCAGUGGAGGAAGGGUGGGGUGGAGAAUGUGAGGGCUCUGAUAUGUUUAAAGUACACCAGAAGGUAAAAUUCACCAGAAGGGCCAUAUUGUCAUGGUACAACCCCAUCAAGAGGAAUAAUGAGAAACUGAUUCAAACUCUUACAGCUAAAAUGGAAGUGAUGAGAGCUGAUGGUGGUAAUGUUGUUUAUAAGGCCUUUAUGGAAGAAGAGCAAUACUGGAGGGCUAAGUCCAGGGCCCUUUGGCUAAAAGCAGGGGAUAAAAACACUCGUUUCUUUCAUGCCUUUGCUGCGCAAAGGAGAAAAAGUAAUGCUAUUCAGAGGCUGUUGUCUGGGUCUGGAGAGGUCAUUGAGGAGAAGCAAAAACUUGAAGAUUACAUUCAUCAUGCUGAAUUGAUCAUGGAUAUGCUUCAAAGGUACCAGAAGUUUGCAGGUCAGAAAGUGAACCUUAACAAAUCAUCUAUGUUUUUGAGUAGAAAUUGCUCGGUGGAUGUGAAGGAGAAGAUCUGUUCCAUUUUGUCUGGGGUGAUGGUUAAGAGGUCAACCAGGUACCUAGGGCUUUCUCUAAGGAUUGGAGCAUCCAAGCAUGAAGCUUUCCAGUUUGUGGUUGACACAGUCAGAACUAGAAUUAGCAGCUGGAAGAAUCACCUACUAUCUACUGCUGGGAAAGAAGUGAUG
Striga hermonthica is the source of this 1421-nucleotide messenger RNA. The record is from the annotation of a GenBank genome assembly. NCBI's taxonomy places the organism in Eukaryota, Viridiplantae, Streptophyta, Magnoliopsida, Lamiales, Orobanchaceae.